AGUUUCGAUUACCAAAAAAAACAAGAACAACAACAAACUAACAAAGUAAACACGUCUCAAGUCCUAUGCUGAGGGAGGAACAGAGAAGAUUCACAAGUAACAAGUUAACCAAUAUUUUUCCCAACCAAGGUCUUUGAUUCAUCAAAGCAACUUGAGGAAUUUCUGGGUGUAACAAUUUGGAAACACAUAUAAAGGCAAAAAAACAAGGAACUUUAGAUGGUCUCUUUCAAAGGGAGAGGAGAUAAGACUUUUUGGUCUUGAGGGUCCCUUUAGUUUGGUUUAUGUUCAUUGAAGGAGAAGAAUAAGAUUGCAUUAAGGCAAAGAGAGUAAUGUGGUUGUCAAAGAAUCAGUCAGAGAAGAAGGAUGGUGUGAAUGGAUUAGUAGCAGUGGCAAUAGAUAAAGAAAAAGGAAGCCAAAAUGCACUUAAAUGGGCCGUUGACAAUCUCCUCAUCAGAAGUGCAACUGUAAUUCUCAUCCAUGUCAAGCUUCUUGCACCUACUCUAUCAUCAUCACCUUCGCUUUUCGCCCCAAGGAUAAGUGCUCUCCUUGGUGAUGAUAGUUCACAGUUAAACAAAGAACCUGAAGGCCAAAACAAAAAUGUUUUCCUUCCAUAUCGAGUCUUCUGCACACGGAAAGAUAUUCAAUGCAAGGACGUCCUACUAGAAGAUGUAGAUAUAUCAAAAGCCUUAAUUGAAUAUGCUGCUCAGGCAGGAAUUGAGCAUCUGGUUCUUGGCUCCUCAACAAAAACCGGUUUGCUCAAAAGAUUCAAGGUGUCGGAUAUUCCAGGAAUAGUUUCGAAAGGGGCACCGGAUUUCUGUACAGUCUAUGUUAUUUCUAAAAGUAAGAUUCAAUCAAUGCGAUCGGCUUCUCGUCCUGCUCCGGCCGUUGUCCCUAACGAGACAUAUCGAGCUAGUGUCAGGUCAGACAAUUCAGAACCACAUUUGCCAAUGGCCAGAAGCAUGAGAGAACAAGAAACGCAUUUCUUUGAUGCUGCACCAGCACCACCGCGUAGAUCAAACGAUGGAACAGAUUCAUUCAGGUCACCAUUCACUAGGAAAGGUUACACUGGAAGACAAUAUGGGGACACUGCCAAGCCAGAUACUGACAUAUCCUUUGUAAGCUCUGGAAGGCCAAGCACAGAACGCUUGUUCCCUUCGUUAUAUAACUCAGAUACAGGAAUACCCAACCCUCGGCUAUCAUAUAGCUCAGAAUCUGAUUUAAACUUCAGCUUUGAGUCAAUGCAGUAUGGAAGGAAGUCUAUGGAAAUAAGCACUCCUCCUGAAUUCUCAUCUCUCUCAUUUGAGAGUGAGAGGCAUUCAUCUUCUACAUCACAAGCCGUGGAUGAUAUGGAGGCUGAAAUGAGAAGAUUAAAGUUGGAGCUGAAGCAAACAAUGGAAAUGUAUAACACAGCCUGUAAAGAAGCACUCACAGCACAGCAGAAGGCAGUGGAACUUCAGCAGUGGAAAUUAGAGGAAGAGAGGAGAUUGGAAGAGGCAAGGCUGGCUGAGGAAGCAGCAUUGGCUAUUGCAGAAAAGGAGAAAGCCAAGUCUAAAGCAGCCAUUGAGGCUGCUGAAGCACAGAAGAGGAUAGCAGAACUUGAAGCACAGAAGAGACUCAAUGCAGAAAUGAAAGCACUUAAAGAAUCAGAAGAGAAAAAAAAAGUACUUGAUGCUUUGGUAAAUGUAGAUAUCAGGUAUAGAAAAUACCCAAUUGAGGAUAUUGAAGCUGCAACAAAUUUUUUUUCAGCAUCCCUCAAAAUUGGAGAAGGGGGAUAUGGUCCAGUUUUUAAGUGCCAUUUGGAUCACACACCUGUUGCAGUCAAGGUUCUACGCCCUGAUGCAGCACAAGGAAGAUUACAGUUUAACCGAGAGGUUGAGGUGUUGAGCUGCAUACGGCAUCCAAACAUGGUUCUCCUCCUAGGAGCAUGUCCAGAAUAUGGAUGUCUGGUGUAUGAGUACAUGGCAAAUGGAAGCUUAGAAGAUUGCCUUUUUCGACGAGGCAACACUCCCCCACUUAGUUGGCAGCUAAGGUUCAAAAUAGCAGCUGAAAUAGGCACAGGAUUGUUGUUCCUGCACCAGACAAAACCAGAACCUCUGGUGCACAGGGACUUAAAACCAGCCAACAUAUUGCUUGACAGAAACUAUGUGGCCAAGAUCAGCGAUGUAGGUCUGGCCAGGCUAGUUCCACCAUCUGUGGCGGACACCGUGACGCAGUAUCGCAUGACAUCGACGGCAGGAACCUUCUGCUACAUAGAUCCUGAGUACCAGCAGACAGGUAUGCUAGGAGUAAAGUCAGACAUAUACUCCCUUGGCAUCAUUUUUUUGCAAAUUUUGACAGCAAAGGCACCAAUGGGUUUGACCCAUCAAGUUCAAAAGGCCAUUGAGAAGGGAACUUUUGGUGACAUGUUGGAUCCAUCACUCACUGACUGGCCUGUGGACGAGGCCUUGAAGUUGGCUAAGUUGGGAGUGCAGUGUGCCGAGUUAAGGCGCAAAGACAGACCUGAUCUUGCCAAGGUUAUCCUACCAGAACUCAACAGGCUAAGAAACCUUGCUGAAGAUGACAAUCUUCUUUCAGUUUUGGGUGACAAAAAAACUGUCAAGCAUGAGAGACAAGUUUCUGUGCAGUUGGAUGGAGGGUGCCCUCCAUUUCAUCACUCAGGCGCAGACUCGUCAGUCAAUUACUGGACAACAUCCAGUUGAACUAAAGAACAAAAUAGGUUCAAUUGAUUCAUUUUCAGGAUUAAGUGUAAAAUACUUAGGAGGAUUGAUGUUAGCAUGCUUGAUUUUCUCAUUGUGCCCCCCUCCUUUAUUCAAAUUUAGAUUGCACCAAAAGUGUAGCCCUUUUUGAGCUAGUUUUUCACCAUGCAAUAGAAAGUGGGGUCGAUGCCUAAUACGGUCCUAAACAAAAGGAUAAUUCAUGUAUAGAAAUACAAUAUUUUUACGAUACCA
This is a messenger RNA of Cajanus cajan (pigeon pea), 2948 nucleotides long. Its product is annotated as U-box domain-containing protein 52. Gene Ontology annotation, molecular function: ATP binding; protein kinase activity. The record is from RefSeq and is a predicted model, not a curated record. Gene Ontology annotation, biological process: protein phosphorylation. Lineage: Eukaryota; Viridiplantae; Streptophyta; Magnoliopsida; Fabales; Fabaceae.